Molecule: messenger RNA, 6231 nt
Organism: Balaenoptera ricei (Rice's whale)
Lineage: Eukaryota; Metazoa; Chordata; Mammalia; Artiodactyla; Balaenopteridae
Gene: SLC20A2
Product: solute carrier family 20 member 2
Exons: 13
Coding region: 2998-4935 (645 amino acids)
Biological process (GO): phosphate ion transmembrane transport
Cellular component (GO): membrane
Molecular function (GO): phosphate transmembrane transporter activity
Source: RefSeq, a predicted model, not a curated record
AGAAGUUAAGUUUUUGACUGGAUUUAAUUGAGUAGUUUUGACUUCCUUAAUUAAGAAGUUGAUUCUGUGUUUCCAAAGGUACAGUGUAAUAAUUUGUGUAGGCGUAACAAUGAUGAGAAUGAUGGUGGGAUCCAGCAGUUUGCAUCUUGGGAGAGUAGGAUCGGGUGAGAGGCCUGCAGAGGAUGAGCGAAGCGCUUGGAAAUGUGUCAUGUUUGUGAUUAGAGCGUAUUGGACUUAACGCAUCUUCAGAUAGUGGUCCGUCAUCAGAGAAGAAAGGAGUGAGAAUGCUUUGCCAGUCGGUAUUUAUAAGAGGGUUCCUUUCCCUGAAGGCGUUCUCUUCUGGGAGGAGAUGAGUGGACGGAUGUAGGAAGAAAAAGAUGCAUGUGUUCAUACUUCCACCCAUCGUGACUAACUGAUUCCUGCCAACACAUGCAUCUUCAGGCACUUUUCUAGUAGAUAUUUGAUAUCUGUGGGCAGCCACUAGUAGAAGAAGAAAGGAAAAGGGCGGGAGGAGACAAAGCACAGGGCUUUAAUGAAUAGGCUUUCAUUUGGGCAAAAUUGAGCAGCUGGGCCGCCACAGCCUCUAUUACGAAAACUGUUCCAGUAAUACUGACUGUGUGUGUCUGUAAAUCUCUUAUAUGUUAGUUGUAUCCAAAAUGUGGAGAGUAUCUCUUUAAUGUGCUUCAUAAACAAUGGAAGAUAUUUAGAAUACAGUACAUGAAAAAUUAUUAAUUUCUGUAUGUUUGCCAUUGUUGGAAGCCGGGGUGACUGUAAUGCCAGCAUUGGCUCCUGUUCACGAGACAUUUAAGGGAUGUUGUGUUUCAUCGGGUUGGAGGACAGGCCCUUCUUCCUUACUUCAGAACUUGGCUCUCACGUGGAGUGAGUGCCCUUUUAGGUCCCGGGGUGCAGGGGCCGUUUCUGGAUCCCUCAUGGCCGUAUUCCAAGAGCCAAGGACAGAGGCCGGCCUACGGAAGGUGUGCGGUAAAUAUUUGUGGAAUGAGCAGAUACCCUGGAAUCCUCUCUCUGUUCCCACCUGUCGUGGAAAUCCAAGUCCCCUCUAGGGGCAGGGCCACUGCAGGCUUGCCCUGUCCAGAGUCCCAGCUCACAGUGAGUCCUUUGAAUGGUAGCUGUCUAAACCACAUACUUUGGCAUUUAAUCUUUCAUGGCUUUAUAUUGUUGCAUGAGCGUUUCCUGUGUUUUGUUUCCCCACCCAAAAUACAGGCUAGUCGAGGGCAGGGAAUACAUGUUUACCCAGGUCUGUGUUUGAGAACUUCCUUGUUCAUCCAGUAUAAUAAUUUGUACCGAGUAGGUUUAUUUUUACCUAUUGAGUGAAUAUUAGGUGCCAUGGGGGAACAUCAGAAAUAUUCAAAAUGUGGUCCCAGUCCUCGCGUAGGUAGUAUUUCAGUUGGGCAAACGUUGUGUACACACGUGGAACAAUACGAGGAUUUGGAGUUACAUAAAGCAAAUAAUGAUAGCUAACAUGGAUGUAGUGCUUAAAAUGUGCUUUUACAUGUAAAUGUAUUCGACUCUCACAACAGUCCUUUGACGUAGGUACAGUUAUAAUCCCAUUUUUCACAUGAGGAAACUGAGGCACAGGGAGGUAAUUAAGUCACCUGCCCGAGACCACAAUGAGAGUAGUAAGCAGGGAGGUGGGAUAUGAACCCAGGCAGCCUGGCUCUUGAAUCAGUGUGGGUUCUCUGGGGAGUCUUACUUUAUCAAAGACAGAAAAGAGAGCUAAAAGUUGACCCUAGUUUCUCAGCUGUAAAGGAAGCUCUUUAAAAAUUUCAAAGUAGCAUGCAUGGUGGCAGUGACUCUGAGCUGCAGAAACAAUGCUGGAUUUUCCAGGCAGAAGAGGUUGAUAAUGAAAUGGUUGAGGGGACUGUAUUUUGAAAUGACUGAAGGCAAGAGGAGAAAAACCAAAUUUUGAACCUCAAAGCUGAGGGGGACUAGGACCCUUGGUAGGUGUUGAAUUCUAGGGCAGUGAUUCACCAGGACAAAGGGCAGUGACUGCUUAAGAUACUAAUUCAGUGUCAAAUAACUCAUGUGGAAGAACUCUUCUUUUUUCAACACUUUUAAACCCCUAGUGAAUGCAGUUUACCAGGAUGGGAGCAUUACUGAAGGCUUCCAGUGCCCAUCUGUCCGUUUGCCUUGUCCUUUUGUGAAAUCUUGACCCACUUUUUCAUCUUGUCUUGGACAGUAGAGCACACUCUUGGGGCCCAGAGGCCUCUUCCAACCAAGUAAUAUUUCUUUGGUGGAAAAAAACCAACGGCACUGUUGGUUUGGUGACAAACCUGGAGUGAGGUCACUUUGAAGCCAUGUGGACUUGGAUGAGGGCCUGCAAACAAAAUCCAGCAAGAUGAAGGAAAGUGGUAUACUCUGAAAGCCCAGUUUUGUGUCCCUUUAGUCGGGAGCUGACAAUAUUAUUUUGGGGGUGUUGGGCACCAACAGAGCCCAUUGAAUCCACAUGACUCGGCCGAUAGGGGAGCACACACGUCACCAUACCCGCUGUCCAGGAAUCAGAGGAGGAGGUGCCCUAGGGUGAAGCCUGGGCCACAGCCCCGGUUAGCAGCUCUGCAGGCAUCUUACCUUGGAAACAGCACAGCUUGGCUUCCGUGUCAUCGUUGAGUUCAGAGAAUCCUAGUUUCACCGUGUCCUCAGUAGAGACCAGAGAACCAGAUGGAAAUGAAGGAUGAUCUCUGUGUUCUGUUUUCAGUUAUGUAGGAGUCCAGAAUAAGGGGGAGACCUCACAGCUUCCCCAGAUUGGGAAGGAAAAUAUGGAAUGUGUUUUACCGCUGACUGAACACAACCCAAUGAACUGUCCUGACAGUAGUUUGAAAACCAGCAGCUAGCAGUUUGUGCAGCUCCAGCAUCAUCCGGCACUUUCCAGAGCAGACUCAUUGUUUACGAGAACUCUCGGCCUGACGACGUUUGAACCUCAAGCUCGGUGGCUUUCAAAUACUUCUGCAAAAGAAAAGUACCCGGAGCUCCCUUUCCAAAAUGGCCACAGAUGAGUAUCUGUGGAUGGUCAUCUUGGGUUUUUUCAUAGCUUUUAUCUUGGCGUUUUCCGUGGGUGCCAACGAUGUUGCCAAUUCGUUCGGUACCGCCGUGGGCUCGGGCGUGGUGACCUUGAGGCAGGCCUGCAUCCUGGCUUCAAUCUUUGAAACCACCGGCUCGGUGUUACUGGGGGCCAAAGUUGGAGAGACCAUCCGGAAAGGCAUCAUUGAUGUGAACCUGUACAACCACACCGUGCAGACGCUCAUGGCCGGGGAGGUCAGUGCCAUGGUCGGCUCGGCCGUCUGGCAGCUCAUUGCAUCCUUCCUGAGGCUCCCGAUCUCGGGGACUCACUGCAUUGUUGGGGCCACCAUUGGAUUCUCCCUCGUCGCAAUUGGUACAAAAGGUGUGCAGUGGAUGGAGCUGGUCAAGAUUGUUGCUUCUUGGUUUAUAUCUCCGCUGUUGUCUGGUUUCAUGUCUGGCGUGCUGUUUGUACUGAUCAGGAUGUUCAUCUUAAGAAAGGAGGACCCUGUUCCCAACGGCCUCCGGGCGCUUCCCGUGUUCUAUGCCGCUACCAUCGCGAUCAAUGUGUUUUCCAUCAUGUACACAGGAGCCCCAGUGCUGGGCCUGGUCCUUCCCAUGUGGGCGAUCGUGCUCAUCUCCUUCGGGGUCGCGCUGCUGUUCGCCCUCUUCGUGUGGCUCUUUGUGUGUCCGUGGAUGCGGAGAAAGAUAGCAGGCAAAUUACAAAAAGAAAGUGCUUUAUCGCGAGUCUCUGAUGAAAGCCUCAACAAAAUUCCGGAAGCGGAGUCCCCAGUAUUUAAAGAGCUACCGGGUGCCAGGGCUCACGACGACAGCACCGUCCCCCUCACCGGGUCGGCCGCGGAGCCGUCCGGGGCCUCAGAAAGCACGACAGGGGGACACCACCCCCGCGUACCGUACGGCCGGGCGCUGUCCAUGACGCACGGCGCCAAGUCGCCCGUGUCUAACGGGACCUUCGGCUUCGACGGCUCGGCGCGCAGCGACAGCCACGUGUACCACACGGUGCACAAGGACUCGGGGCUCUACAAGGACCUGCUGCACCGCAUCCGCGAUGAGCGGCCGGCGCCGGACGGGGCCCCGCGGCUGCUGCGGCGCAACAACAGCUACACGUGCUACACGGCGGCCAUCUGCGGGCUGCCCGGCCUGGCCACGCGCCGCAGCGACGCGCCCGCGCCCGAGGACAGCGAGAAGCUGGUGGCCGACGCCGUGGCCUACUCCCGCCGCCGGCUGCGCUACGACAGCUACUCCAGCUACUGCAACGCCGUGGCCGAGGCCGAGAUCGAGGCCGAGGAGGGCGGCGUGGAGGUGCGCCUGGCCACCCCGCUGGCCGAGCCCGAUCCGCCGCGCGACGACGCGGCGGACGACGAGAAGGAGGAGAAGGACUCGGCCGAGGUCCACCUGCUCUUCCACUUCCUGCAGGUCCUCACCGCCUGCUUCGGCUCCUUCGCGCACGGCGGCAACGACGUGAGUAAUGCCAUUGGUCCCCUGGUAGCUCUGUGGCUGAUUUAUGAACAAGGUGCGGUCCUACAAGAAGCAGUGACUCCCGUCUGGCUGCUGUUUUACGGAGGGGUUGGAAUUUGUACAGGCCUCUGGGUUUGGGGGAGAAGAGUGAUACAGACCAUGGGGAAGGACCUCACCCCCAUCACGCCGUCCAGCGGCUUCACCAUCGAGCUGGCCUCGGCGUUCACCGUGGUCACCGCCUCCAACGUCGGGCUGCCCGUCAGCACCACGCACUGCAAGGUGGGUUCGGUGGUGGCCGUGGGCUGGAUUCGCUCGCGGAAGGCCGUGGACUGGCGCCUCUUCCGGAACAUCUUUGUGGCCUGGUUCGUGACCGUGCCCGUAGCGGGGCUGUUCAGUGCUGCUGUCAUGGCUCUGCUCGUGUACGGGAUCCUUCCGUUCGUGUGACCGGUCCUCUUCCAGCCGGUAAACAAGGGAUGGGCCGGGCUGCGUGUGGGCGCUGCGUGCUGUCUCCCGCCAGCGCCUCCACGACCCUCUGUGAUGUUCCAAACCACACUGCCCACCUAGGUGUAGAGUCGUCCUCCAGAGCUAACUUGACUACUGUACAUAAUCAUGUGCACUAAACUGGUAUCGUGGUGAUAUAACAUGGUGCGGUUACUUAUAUAUUAAAUAUAUAUGAUAUACAUAGAAUAAUAGGUAGUGCUAUUUCAGACAUACUCGAAAUGGGAGUGGAGACACUUGCCUAGAAUUUGAUAUUCAACAAAUCUUUGUACAUACUGAUUUCAGUGGCAAAUUUUAAGAACCUUUGAAAAGGAAAGUGUAGAUUGGAAAAUGGUAUUUUUUUCCCAUUUAAUAUACUGUAACGUAAGUGAGAUACAGGAUGGAUGAUACCCAUUUGGGAAGGUGUACGUGUGUCAGUGUGCUAUUGAAUACUGGAACAGGAGUUCACAAGUGCUUUCACUGAAGAAUUUGUUCAUAUACUGUGUAUUGAUUAUGUAAUAUAUCAUAAUUGCUUCUGUAAAUACUUAAAACUGUAAUUUUUUAAUGGUGUGCUUCCCUUAUCCUUUUUUGAUCAGAGAAGUUUGGAAAGUACCAAAGAAGCAGGGGAAUAGUUUGCCAGUAUUAUAUUUUCAUACUGUUUGUCUCCCCUUCUCACUAAUCCUACCAUUAGCCUGGGAUGCGGCAGGACCGCCAUGCUCUGACCUGCCCUGGGGCAGGGUGUAUGGUGAGGCACCAGCCCCCAGCACGUGCACGUCCCACUUCUGGUCCCCGUCCCCGCCACCACGCUGCCACCGCUGCCCCGUGCCAGAUCUUGGCCCUUCAUUGUUGUCAGUGCAGAGAAGGUACGGCGGCGAGGACGCGUGAUCGACACUACAUAUCAAGUCCAGUUGAAAUUUCCGCCCCCUCCUCCCCUGCAGCCUGAAGGAUGGACCUCUAACCUCAGACACGGAGGCAAGUGCUUUGACAUCCUGGAAGCUCAGGACUGGGGAGGGCUGAGCUGUUAGUACACUGGACUUGAGGGUUUCCUUGAGGCCUUCACUAGGUGGAGCAGCGCCAUGUUCUGCUGGAGCCCCACCGGCGUCUUCUUUUUCGAUAGCGGGAGGAAGUGUGACUAAUGCUAGAGCCUGAAACUAUGGAAAUGCUGCUAAAACUUUUAUAUUGACAAACAUUUUCUCGGUACUUCAUUGUGAUUUUUCAUUAAUCAACCAUAUUAAAUUUAUAAUAAAAACAUGCCCCUCAAAA